Messenger RNA from Closterium sp. Naga37s-1, 3207 nucleotides. The record is from the annotation of a GenBank genome assembly. NCBI's taxonomy places the organism in Eukaryota, Viridiplantae, Streptophyta, Zygnematophyceae, Desmidiales, Closteriaceae.
AUGUUCGCCGGUAUCUCCGGCGCGAUCUCCGGCGCUAUCCCCGGCGUUAUCCCCGGCGGGAUCUGGGACCGCAUCCCCAGCUCCCCGCGCGGCUCGCCGCUGCGCCCCGAGAAGCGGCUUGUGUCUUACGCGUCGCUAGACCCGCCUGGCGCUUUUAGGAGCCGAGGAGGUAAGGGCGGUCUAGACUGGCUUGAGGAGAUUAAGAAGGGAGAGGGAGGAGGGGGCGGUGAUGGCGGAUUUGGCGGAAGUGGCGGAGGUGGUGGGGGGAGCAGUAGGGGCAGUGGGGGCGGCAGGGGAGGGGAAUUGCGGGCGAACGCCGGAGAGGCUGGGGGGGAGAGCAGGCGGGGAGCGCUUCCCUCCGCAAGUGGCGGCGCUGGCGGUGCUGGCAGCUUUGGAAGAAGCGGGGGAGGCGGAGGAGGAGGGGGCGGAGGCGGAGGGGGAGGGGGAGGGGGAGGGGGAGGGGGAGGGGGAGGGGGAGGCGGAGGCGGAGGGUUCGGGGGAGCAAGCGCACAUGGCAUGGGCGGCGGCGCAGGCUUCCCUUUCCCCUCGCGCCCCCGCAGCUCCCCCUUAGGAAACAAGCUCAUGUCGUAUUCGUCUCUGGACCGCCCCUGUAGGCCCGAGGUGGGGGCAGGCGGGGAGGGGGACGCGGGGAACUUGAGCUGGCGCCAGCUGGUGGCGCAACUGAAAGAGGGGGAGGAGCUGAAGGAGGGGAACGAGGGGGAGGAGGGGAGUGACUGGGAGGAGCGAGAGCGCAGGGGCACGAGGGCCAGUAGUAGCAGCCGUGGUGGUGCUGCUAGGGAUAGAAAAAGCGCCGCCGGCGCUGCUGCUGCUGCUGCUGGUGGUCACGGCAGCAGCAGCGCUGGCGGCGGCGGUGGCGGUGGUAGUGGUGGCGGCGGUGGUGGCGGUGGCGGUGCUGCUGCCAGUGGUGCUGCUGGCGGCACGGCGAUAACAGCGGUGAGUGCUCGCCCAAAGUCCAGGCACAGGCGAGGGGCGUCGUUCCAUUCCCUCUCUCCCCUCGACUCCGCUAGCAGUGACACAACCUUCAGCUCGCUGUCGCAGCAGCCUGCUAUCGGGACAGCUCGUAACGCGGAUCGUUUUGGCAGUGCUGCUGGUGCUAGCGGCAACAGUAGGCUAUCUGGUGGUGGUGGUGGUGCUUCUGCUGCUGCUGCUGCUGCUGCUGCUGCUGCUGCUGCUGCUGCUGCUGCUGCUGCUGCCGGUGCCGCUGGUGCUGGUUCUGCUUGUCCCAAGCCAAGGCACCGGCGAGGCUCCUCUCUCCACUCCUUUCCCCCUAUUGACACCACAAGCAGUGAAGCUAUUUUCGACUCGAUCCAACGGGCAGCCGAAAAAGAAGCAAGUCAUUCCGGCGACCUUUACUCCCCAGUCAGCACCAGGCCAGCCACUGCCGCAAAUACUUCCGGGCAGUUUGACGGGUAUUGGGGCAGCGAAGACACGGAUUCCGGGUCGUUUAAUGCGAGAGAGGAAGUACCCAAAGGAAGGCUGCACAGGCCGUAUCAGGGGUCUGCCAAUAUAAGCGAGCUAUUGGGGUCGAGGAUUAGCAGAGCACGGGAGCGGUCUCAGCCUAGGUCGAAAGAGAGAACGGGGGAGAGAGAUGUUGGGAGGAGGGAGAGGACGGGGGAGAGGCGAGGUGAGGGGAAGGGGGUAGUGGGUGAGGUGGUAAAGGGGGAGCAGGAGCAUGAGGGGCAGCAACAGCAGCAGCAGCAGCAGCAGCAGCAGCAGCAGCAGCAGCAGCAGCAGCAGCAGCAGCAGCAGCAGCAGCAGCAGCAGCAGCAGGGGAAGGAGAAGGUGAAAAGUCCGAGGGGCAGUUUGGGAAUCAAGGGAAUAUUGCACGUCGCAUCCUCCCGCCUCCGCUCCCUCCUCCCAGACUCCACCUCUCCCACUGGCAGCACCACCACCACCACAAGCAGCACCACAGCCGCUACAGCUGCCACUGCUGCCCCUCCCAGCAGCGCUCCCAGCAUCAGCAGCGGUGUUCCCAUGGGGAGCAGUAGUGGCAGCUAUAGGCCGACCUCCCAGGAGGCUCCUGCUGCUCUCGCGUCCUUCUCCCUCAAGUCUUCAGACGCUGCAGGUGGGGAGAGUGACAGGGGGAGGAGGCCGGCGAGUGAGGUAGCAGGCCGCGUGGGGGGGAUUCGGGGUAGGUUUGGAAGGCGGAAGCAGAGGCAUGGGGGGGAGGAGGAGGAGGGGGAGGAGGGGGAGGAGGGAGGGGUGGAUAGCCGAGGGGAGAGUCCAUUGGGGAGUGGAGAAAGGGAAGGUGGUGCUGGGGGAGGUGGUAUUGGUGGCGGUGUGGGCGGCAACAGCAGCAGCGGGUUACCAGUGAUGAGGCAGUACGGCAGCAUCCGCCCGUCGGACUACAUCCUAAAGAAGCCGUACAAGGACCUGGCGGUGCGGUAUGUGCUGCACAAGGAGGAGCUGGGCAGCGGCGAGUAUGGGGUCAUUCGCAAGUGCCUGGAAAUUUCUUCUGGGCAUGUGCUCGCAUGCAAGACUAUAAAAAAGGCGCGCAUCAAGAGCCAAGAGGCAGCGGAUGACAUCAGAAUGGAGGUCGCGAGCAUGCUUGUACUGAAGGGGCAUCCGUAUAUUGUCACACUGCACGAUGCAAUCGAAGACGCAAAGCACGUGCAUUUAGUGAUGGAGUUCUGUCGCGGCGGCGAUCUAUUCGAUCGAAUCACCAAGGGCGGAGUGUACUCAGAGCCUCUGGGCGCCCACCUGUGCCGCGCAAUCAUAGAGGCGCUGCUGCACUGCCACCGCCACGGGGUGAUUCACCGGGACAUCAAGCCGGAAAACAUUUUACUGCUGGAGCCUGGGAGUGACACACGCAUCAAGCUUGUCGAUUUCGGCGUUGCGACCUUCUUCCAGGAAGGGGUUUUGCUCCACGACACUAUCGGCACGCCCGAGUACAUGGCUCCAGAGGUGUGGGAUGGGAGCUAUGGCCCAGCAGUGGACGUGUGGAGCACGGGGGUUGUCAUGUACAUUGCCAUGUCAGGUGUGCCGCCCUUUUGGGCGGCAUCCAAGCAGUCCGUGCAGGAGGCAGUCGCCACCCGCGAGGCGAGCUUCCGGUCGGCGAAGUGGGCGCAUGUUUCGGACGAGUGCAAGCAUCUGAUUGGCCGGAUGCUCGCGAAGAAGCCUCAGGAGCGAAUCACGUGCCUUCAGAUUCUUGGGCAUCCAUGGAUACGCCAGCAUUCGUCCCGCUAA